AGCCAUGCUUCCUUCAGAAGAUAACAGAUCCCAACAGAGAAAAGAAGAUGUCACAUCUCCUUUGGAGGAUGCUGCGAGAGAAAGGAGAAGGAUUUGGGUCAUCGAGGCCCCUGCUGUAGAUAAAGGUGUGAAGAGGAGGCACGCAGGGCAUCCCGUCCCUGCUGCCGGCGCCGGGGCAGGCGCGGGGCUGCGGCCGCGAUCGCUGCGUUGCCCCUUUAAUUGUGUCCCCAGCCCUCGGGCGUCUCUGUCCAACGCCCACGUCAGCAAAUACCUUUUGUUUCUGUGCCGCUCGGGCUCGCAGGGCUGCGGGAGCAGCGGCGCGGCGCCUGCAGGCACGGCGAGCCCCGAGGCGGGGCCGGGGAUCCCGCAGCCACCGCCCGCCCGUUCCCCCCCGGCUCGGCGGCAGCGCCCGCAGCUCCCCGCCGGUGAGUGGCGGCUCCCGCACGCCGAGCAACGUUUCAUUUCACCUUUUCUGGGAUGGAGAUUUCUUCUCAUCAGUUUCACCUCUUGCAGCAACUAAAUGAGCAGCGCAGGCAGGACUUGUUCUGUGACUGCAACAUCCUGGUGGAGGGCAAGGUCUUCAAAGCCCAUCGCAAUGUGCUGUUUGCCAGCAGCGGCUACUUCAAAAUGCUCCUUUCGCAGAGCUCCAAGGAGACCAGUCAGUCCACCACAGCCACUUUCCAGGCCUUUUCUCCUGACACCUUCACAGUCAUCCUGGAUUUUGUGUAUUCAGGCAAACUGUCCCUCACUGGUCAGAAUGUGAUCGAGGUCAUGUCGGCCGCCAGCUAUCUGCAGAUGACCGAUGUGAUCAGCGUGUGUAAAACCUUCAUCAAGUCCUCGCUGGACAUCAGUGAGAAGGAGAAGGAUCGCUACUUCAGCCUGUCAGACAAAGACGUGAGCUCCAACGGCGUGGAGAGAUCCUGUGUGUACAGCGGAGGCUGGAGGGCAGAGAGCAGCCCCCCACACCCCCACUCCAGCCCAGACCCCGGGACUUGCAUGAUGGGCGGCAACGCUUGGAGCAAUUUCAACUAUUACCCCAGCUCUCAGAGAAAUGCCCAGCAGCAGCAGCAGCAGCAGCAGCUGUCCAAACACGAGCAGCGGCAGGAUUCCAUCAAGAAAUCGCGGCACCUGGGGCUGCAGCAGCCCGCAGACAUCCCCCACUAUAAAUCAAGCAAGCUGGAGGACAGGGCUGCCGAGCCCGCCGGCCACGCCGCGCCGCCCGAGGAGCAGGUUCACAUGGACGCCGAGGUGGAAGCUCCUCACGUGGGUUACCAGUUCAGCCAGGGGGCUGAGGUGAUGCCCAGGGGCUUGGCUGUGUCCCAGCAGGAGCACGAAUCGCCUCGCUCCUCCAGUAAAUCCAAGUCCUCCAAAGCUGAGGAGCAAUACGGGAGCAUGCCCUCCAUCCUGGGAGUCAUGGGCAACUGGGCUGAAGAUGACCUGGCCAGGAUGAGGUUCAAGUGUCCAUUCUGCAGCCACGUGGUGAAGAGAAAAGCUGACCUGAAGCGUCACCUCCGCUGCCACACGGGAGAGCGGCCGUACCCCUGCGAGGCCUGUGGCAAGAGAUUCAGCAGGCUGGAUCACCUCAGCAGCCAUUUCCGAACUAUCCACCAGGCGUGCAAGCCCAUCUGCAGGAAGUGCAAGCGGCACGUGACGGAGCUGACGGGCCAGGUGGUGCAGGAGGGCACGCGGCGCUACAGACUGUGCAACGAGUGCCUGGCAGAGGCUGGCAUCGACAGCAUCCGCAUUGACUUGGAGGCUGAGGCGCCCCUGGAGUUCCCCCAGGACGGGGACAAGGAGCCCAGGUGGCACUACGGAGAGGACAACAGGUCUGACGUGGAAAUCGUGGAGGACGGCUCCAACGACUUGGUCAUCCAGCAGGUGGAUGACAGCGAGGAUGAGGCGGAGGAGAAGGAAGUGAAACCGAACAUUAGGUAGUUGGAAGACGAGGAUUGGGAAUUUUUGUGGAAGAGGGAGGAUGUACUGUGAGCAAAUGCCCUCUGCCAGCUGAUCCUACAGAGACACGUGGUUGAACAGGUCCAGACUUGCAUGUAUUUAUGGACACGUCAUUGAGGCCAUGCUGGUUUGUUAGCAGAACCCCCAUUUUUGUUUGGUUAAAAAAAUCCAUCCUGAAAUAUGGAUAAACAAGCAAACUGCAGAAUUAGUGGAUAACUUUUAUAGCAGAACCCCCAUGUGUUGUUUGGUUAAAAAAAUCCAUCCUGAAAUUAUGGAUAAACAAGCAAACUGCAGAAUUACAUGGAUAAUUUUUAUAGCAGAACCCCCAUGUGUUUGGUUAAAAAAUCCAUCCUGAAAUUAUGGCUAAACAAGCAAACUGCAGAAUUACAUGGAUAAUUUUUAUAGCAAAAUCCCCAUUUUUGUUUGGUUAAAAAAUCCAUCCUGAAAUUAUGGAUAAACAAGCAAAAUGCAGAAUUACAUGGAUAAUUUUUAUAGCAGAACCCCCAUGAGUUUGGCUAGAAAUUCCAUCCUGAAAUUGUGGCUAAACAAGCAAACUGCAGAAUUACAUGGAUAAUUUUGAUAGCAGAACCCCCACGCGUUGUUUGGUUAAAAAAUCCAUCCUGAAAUUAUGGAUAAACAAGGAAACUGCAGAAUUACAUGGAUAAUUUUUAUAGCAGGCAAUGGGGCACAUCUCAAAGCCUCUUGCAAGGAGGUUUAAAUUCUUUUUAAAAAGUCACAGAUUAUUGUAAAUUGUCAAUUUUUUACACUUUUAGAGAGGUGGGGUUUAUAGAAACAAAGUAUAAAACCCCCCAGACCAGACAACCUCUCCUGAGUGUUCAGAAGUGAGAAUUAUCCAUGAAAUGUCAUAAAAUCUUCAUGUUAUAAUAAGGAAAACAGCAGCUAAUUAAGAAAGAGCAUUUAAAUGGUUUGGCACUUUUGUCUGGAAAAGGAUUUCUGUAAAAUUUAUUAGGAUGAGACGAAUCUUUAGCAGAUCAUAUGUUCAAGAUUUAUUUCUUUCAAAGAAAAUAAGCACAUAAAUGCUUAACAUAUCAAACUGAUUUAAAUUGGGAUCAUUAACUGAUGGCAGUAGAUGUCUUUGUCUCAAAAUUAGGAUCUCAGGCUGGGUUGGUUUAAUAAGGAUUAUUAAAAUACUGUUUUUUUUUAUAUUUGGAAACCUCUCCAAAGUGCCCAGACAUGGUGGGAUUGUUGGGGUGCAGGGCCAGGAGCUGGAUUUGGAUUUGGAAUCCUUUCAGCUCAAUAUUGAAUUCUCUGCACCUUUUCCAGUCUGUACCAGUAAAACCAAGAUGUCCUGCAAGUUCUAGACACCAUAUUUGUGUCAUUUCACCCAACAAUUAGGCUACAGGGAUGGGUAAUGAUGAAGAAAUUUUAUUUCUCUACCAAAAUAAGCUUGGUUUUGUUGCUUGGUGGGUUUUUGUUACCCAGCAGUGUCAGAGGAGAGGAGCAGGAGAUGCUCCUGGGCUCCUGCUGCUCUGCAUUCCUUGGACACACCUGAGUGUUCUUGCAGCUCUUGGCAUCAUGGAACUCAAUGGCUGUAGAUUUAGAAAAUUCUAUUUUUUUUUUAUUUUUUACAGCUUUGUAAGCAUGUUUGGCUGAACCCUGGGUUUUCUUACACAACAAUCCCACAUACAUAUAUAUAAAUAUAAAUAUAUAUGUAUAUGUACUAUAUAACCCUUCCCAGGGACAGCUAAAAAGUCACUCUUUGAUUUUUAGUUGUGUAAAAACUGUAUAACUUUUCUUGUAUCAUCAUGACCAGAGAGUGCAGAAUUUUCAUUCCAGGCUGCAGGUGACCAACAAAUGACAACUUGAGAACUUCAUGCUAAAUUCAGUGUAAGGAUUGUUCACCCUCCUCUUCAUGGAAAGCAUCCCAAGGACACAAGAAAUGGUGUUUUAUUCUUCCUACAAAAAUGAUAAUUUAUUGGUUUGGGUUUGGGGAGGGAGUAACUUAAAAAUCUUUGUGAUUACUCAGAUGAAAAGAUCUUAAACAAGACUUACACUUGAUUUUAUGGGACACUUGGUCAGCAGCCCAAAAAUGGACUUGAUGUGAAAACAGACAUUUAAUUUCUUGGAGCUUUUCAACUCCUAAAAUGCCUGUUAUUAAAUGGCUUAGAAAUAUUCCUGAGCAACCUGGACUAAAUCAAACACACAGAACAAGAAAGAUUUCAAAGGAUAUGGAGAAACUUUGCUCAAAUUUCAUAGAUGUUUCCCUUUGCCUUUCCAUUAAACGGUUUGAGAACAAAUCCCAGGUAUCAGUGCCUGCUGUCCCAGGGGAAAAACGUGGCUGGAAUUGGGCUGGGUUUGUUUGGGGAUGGAUAAAGGGGAGGGGAAAAUGAAAAUAAAGUGAAAAUAAAGUGUUCUCUCCAGACCUGACAUCUUCACUGCCAACUGCAAAGGUCAGGCUAUUAAGUGUUUCUUAAUAGUGGGGGUGUUUUUAGAAGCAAAGGGAUUUUUGGAUCAAUACUCAAUUUAAUUAGAGAUCAUAAAUCUAACAAUGCUGAGGAGCAGAUGCUUCACAACGAGCUCUGAAGUGGCUCUAAACGGGCAAAUGGAGCAAUCUAUCCACAGGAAGACUUUGACUUUUUAAACACAGAUUAAUUGUUGAUUUGCUGGGCAAAUAAGGGCUUUUUUUUCUGGAUUUAUAUGUUGUUAUUCUCAUUAGUAGAACUAGAUUGCUGUAGUCAUUUUUGAAGUAUCAUAUUAAACUUGGAGGUUUAGCUCAAGGCUGCAAUCCCCACAGUCAAUGAUGUUUUUCUGGGUUUUAAAAGUUACCAUUUUUACAUUUGUUGUCUUAAUUUUGGUCGUUGUUUCCUUCCUUUUGUAUUGCAAUUCGAGAUAAAUGUUAAGUGCCUUCUG
Messenger RNA from Zonotrichia leucophrys gambelii, 4824 nucleotides. RefSeq names its product zinc finger and BTB domain-containing protein 8A-like. Gene Ontology annotation, molecular function: protein binding; DNA-binding transcription factor activity, RNA polymerase II-specific; RNA polymerase II cis-regulatory region sequence-specific DNA binding. NCBI's taxonomy places the organism in Eukaryota, Metazoa, Chordata, Aves, Passeriformes, Passerellidae. Bases 478 to 1935 code for a protein of 485 amino acids. Gene Ontology annotation, biological process: regulation of transcription by RNA polymerase II. The record is from RefSeq and is a predicted model, not a curated record. The transcript has 4 exons.